CAGUUUAUGUCUUCGUACGAAUUUGUAUUGAUCAUGGUGAUAUUCCCUUAGGUGUCCAUGACGGAAUUGAUGGUCUCAUUAGUGGAAACAUCAAAGAGCUACAUUGGUCCGAUGUAAGUGGAUUAGCAAGCCAAGGUGGUGCUUUUCUAGGAAUAAAACCUACUUUACCUACUGGAAAAUUUGAAGAAAUUGUGAAACAAAUUAAAGAAUUCAGAAUAAAUGGUUUUGUAUUUAUGGGGGGUUUUCGUGCCUUUGAAGCUGGAGUACAGUUUAUUGAACAGCGAAAUAUUUAUCCAGAAUUGUGUAUACCGUUGGUCGUUAUACCAGUAUCAAUAUCGAAUAAUGUGCCCGGAACAGAAUAUUCGCUUGGUUGUGACACAAGUCUAAACGAAAUUACUGUAAUAUGCGAUCAGCUUCGUCAGUCAGCACAAGGAACUAGAGACCGUGUAUUCGUUAUCGAAAUAAGGGGUGGAUAUUGUGGUUAUCUUUCAACAAUGGCUGGUCUUGCUUCUGGCUCUGAUGUGACUUAUAUCAGCGAAGAAAACUUCACUGUUUCUAAUAUUCAAGAAGAUGUUCAGCGCAUGAUUUUAAAAAUGAAUUCUGGAGUGAAAAAAGGCCUUGUCAUUUGCAACGAAAACUGUUCAACUAAUUUGAAUAGUGACUUUAUACAUCGAUUAUAUUCAGAGGAAGGAAAAAAUAACUUUUCUUGUCGUUUGAACGUACUAGGUCAUAAUCAAGAAGGAGGAUCACCGUCUCCAUUUGAUCGUUACUAUGCUGCUGUUAUAGCAUCUAAAUGUUACCAAUGGCUUGUAGAUCAAUUGGAAGGAAACGCUGACUGCUCUAAUGAAAAUCAAUGUGAUACUUGUAGAUCAGCAAGCUUAAUAGGAAUGAUUUCAGAGCGAUAUAAAUUUACGCCAUUAGUUGACUUAUUUGACCAGGCUGACUUUGAAAAACGGAUGCCGAAAAGCCAAUGGUGGCUAAAUUUACGUCCAGUUUUAAAAAUAUUGUCACACUAUACGACACUUGAAGACUUAUCUCAAUUAUCAGAGGACAGUUGCCAUUGUGAGGAUUAAAUUUUACUUAAAUUGUAUCAUAUUGAAAAAACUCUAGAUGUCAUCGAACAUGCAAGUUUUGCAUAAGCUGUAUACAAAUUUAAUAAAAAACUGUAUAAGUGCAUUAGAAA
Teleopsis dalmanni is the source of this 1183-nucleotide messenger RNA. RefSeq names its product ATP-dependent 6-phosphofructokinase-like. Gene Ontology annotation, molecular function: 6-phosphofructokinase activity; AMP binding; fructose-6-phosphate binding. Lineage: Eukaryota; Metazoa; Arthropoda; Insecta; Diptera; Diopsidae. Gene Ontology annotation, biological process: fructose 6-phosphate metabolic process; canonical glycolysis; fructose 1,6-bisphosphate metabolic process. The record is from RefSeq and is a predicted model, not a curated record. Gene Ontology annotation, cellular component: 6-phosphofructokinase complex.